Messenger RNA from Apodemus sylvaticus (European woodmouse), 1834 nucleotides. It is a transcript of the gene Afm, whose product is annotated as afamin. Gene Ontology annotation, cellular component: cytoplasm; blood microparticle. The coding region runs from base 1 to 1824 and encodes 607 amino acids. The transcript has 14 exons. The record is from RefSeq and is a predicted model, not a curated record. Gene Ontology annotation, molecular function: zinc ion binding; vitamin E binding; fatty acid binding. Gene Ontology annotation, biological process: protein transport within extracellular region; vitamin transport. NCBI's taxonomy places the organism in Eukaryota, Metazoa, Chordata, Mammalia, Rodentia, Muridae.
AUGAGACCCUUAAAACUUACAGGUUUUAUUUUUUUCCUGUUGUCUUUGACUGAAUCCCUAGCUCUACCCACAAAGCCUCAGGAUGCAGAUCAUUUCAAUGCUAUCCAGAAGUUCAUAGAUGAGAACACUGCAUACCUGUCCAUCAUCUCAUUUGCGCAGUAUGUUCAGGAAGCAUCCUUUAAUGAGACAGAACGGCUGGUGGAAGUCAUGCUGGAUUACAGGGAUAGGUGCUUGGCCGAUAGCACACUUGUGGAGUGUUCCAAGACAGCCAACGACGCUAUCCAGGACAUGUUCUGUGAUAUGGAGGGCCUGCCGCAGAAGCGUAACUUUUCUCAUUGCUGCAGGAAAGGCAGCUUUCCCAGAAGACUCUGUUUCUUCUACAACAAGAAAGCCAACAUCGGAUUUCUGCCCCCUUUCCCUACUCUGGACCCAGAAGAGAAAUGCCAAGCUUAUAAAAAUAACAGUGAAUCUUUUCUAAACCUCUAUAUGUAUGAGAUUGCCAGAAGGAACCCCUUCACCUUUGCCCCUGUCCUUCUAACCGUCGCGGCUCGCUUUGGGGAGGCAGCGACCACAUGUUGUGAACAGCGACAGAAAGCGACCUGCUUUCAAGCCAAGGCAGCUCCCAUCACACAAUAUUUAAAAGCAGUAUCUUCUUAUCAAAGAAAUGUUUGUGGAGCCUUUAUAAAAUUUGGACCCAAGGUCUUAAACUCUAUAAACGUUGCUGUAUUCAGUAAAAAAUUCCCUAAGAUUGGAUUUAAGGACCUUAUGUCCCUCUUAGAAGAUGUUUCUUCCAUGUAUGAAGAAUGCUGUGAAGGGGACGUUGUGCAGUGUGUUCGAAGCCAGAGCCAGGUUAUGAACCAUAUCUGUUCAAAACAAGAUUCCAUCUCAAGUAAAAUCAAAGCGUGCUGUGAAAAGAAAACACCAGAACGUGAAGACUGUAUUAUUAACGCAAGUAAAGACGACAGACCGGAAGACUUAUCUCUGAGAAUACCCAAAUUUAGUGACAGUGAGAAUGUGUGUCGAGAACGAGAUUCUGACCCGGACAAGUUCUUUGCUGAGUUUAUUUAUGAAUACUCCAGGAGACAUACUGACUUAUCCACGCCAGAGCUCCUGAGAAUUACUAAAGUGUAUAUGAACCUCCUAGAAGAUUGUUGCAGCAGAGAGAGCCCAGCAGGUUGUUACCGCCAGGCGGAGGAUAAAUUCAAUGAGACAACUGAACGAAGCCUGGCGAUAGUUCGGCGGGAAUGCCAGCAGUUCCAGGAGCUGGGGAAGGACGCUCUGCAGCGCCAUUUCCUUAUCAAGUUCACCAAGGCAGCCCCUCAGCUCCCCGUGGAAGAACUGGUCUCCCUCAGUAAGGAAAUGGUGGCAGCUUUGGCAACCUGUUGCACUCUCAGUGACGAGUUCGCCUGUGUUGACAACUUGGCAGAUUUAGUUCUUGGAGAAUUAUGCGGCAUAAAUAAAAAUCGAACUAUCAAUCCCGCUGUGGAUCACUGCUGCAAAACAGACUUUGCCUUCAGAAGACACUGCUUUGAGCAUCUGAAAGCCGACACAACCUAUGCGCUCCCGUCAGUCUCUGCACUUGUGUCUGCUUUGCAUGCAGAUUGGUGUCAGCCUCGCAAGGAGGACCUUCAGAAUAAGAAACACAGGUUUCUGGUCAACUUAGUGAGGUGGAUGCCAGAGAUCACAGAUGAGGAGCGUCUGUGCUUAUUCACAAAGUUCCCGGCUGCCGGGGAGGAGUGUGAAGUGCUGGAGCCCGAGUCCUGUUUCAGUCCAGAGAGUCCAAAAACUGCUAACGAAAGUCAAGCCACAGAGAAACAAAGAUAACAGUCCAGAG